AUGGCUGCCAGAACUACAGGCUGCCUCUCCGAGGCGUUGGCAGCGCUGAGAAUAUCAGCGACCAAGCCUGCCACCGUUAGCAAGAUUUUUGCUCGAUCCAUGGCUACCGAGUCGCCAGCCUCGAGUAUCACGAAGUCGGCCUCGACACCCCAGACAAUCAUCCAAUCUUGGAACCCAAUUGCCACCGUCCCUGUCACCAUCCACAGCUUCCCCGAGCUCGAGCCGACGGCACUCGAGCAGUGGUCCGUCAACCAUCUGUACCUGCCGCUGCGGCGGGACCUGCUGCACAGCGCUGUCGUCUUCGAGGGCGACAACACGCGGCAGGGCACGGCCUCGAGCAAGACGCGCUACGACGUGCACGGCUCGCACCGCAAGAUCCGGCCGCAAAAGGGCUCCGGCCGCGCGCGCCUCGGCACCCGCCAGAGCCCGUCGAUCAAGGGCGGCGGCAAGGUCUUCGGCCCGCACCCGCGCGACUUCGGCACCCGCCUCAACCGCAAGGUCUACGACAAGGCCUGGCGCACCGCGCUCAGCUACCGCUACCGCCGCGGCGAGCUGCUCGUUUGUGAGGACGGCAUGGAGCUCGCGGUGCCGGAGGACUUUGCGCGCGUCGCGCACCACUUCAAGGACGGCCUGCGCGAGGCGUACCUGGAGAAGUACAUGCGCGGCGUGCUCGGCGCGCUGGGGCUCGGCCGCGCGGACGGCCGCACGCUGUUCGUGACGGGCGGCCGCCGGGACUGGCUGCACGCGGCGAUGGAGCAGCUCCCUACGGAGGGGCGUGCGCUGGACCUACCGGACGUGGAUGUCAAGGACCUCCUCGAGACGGGCAGGAUCGUCCUGGAGAGGAGCGUGCUUAAGGAGAUGAUUGAGCAGCAUCAGAGUGAUCUGGUCACACGCAUUGCGGUGGGUGGCCUGCCGUCAACGGGGUCGCAAGCCGGUGAGAAGGUUCUAUAG
Messenger RNA from Cordyceps fumosorosea ARSEF 2679, 951 nucleotides. Its product is annotated as 60S ribosomal protein L4. Gene Ontology annotation, biological process: translation. NCBI's taxonomy places the organism in Eukaryota, Fungi, Ascomycota, Sordariomycetes, Hypocreales, Cordycipitaceae. The record is from RefSeq and is a predicted model, not a curated record. The coding region runs from base 1 to 951 and encodes 316 amino acids. Gene Ontology annotation, molecular function: structural constituent of ribosome. Gene Ontology annotation, cellular component: ribosome. The transcript is spliced from 3 exons.